Molecule: messenger RNA, 627 nt
Organism: Aureococcus anophagefferens
Lineage: Eukaryota; Pelagophyceae; Pelagomonadales; Pelagomonadaceae
Gene: PNPO1
Exons: 1
Coding region: 1-627 (208 amino acids)
Biological process (GO): pyridoxine biosynthetic process
Molecular function (GO): FMN binding; pyridoxamine phosphate oxidase activity
Source: RefSeq, a predicted model, not a curated record
AUGCGUUCGAACUACACGAAAGGCAGCCUCGACGAGUCCAACGCCGGCGACGACCCGCUGCGACUCUUCCAGCGCUGGUUCGACAAGGCCGUCGCGGCGAAGCUGCUCGAGCCGAACGCGGUGACGCUGUCGACGGUCGACGCCGCGACGAUGCAGCCGUCGAGCCGCGUCGUGCUCCUGAAGGGCUUCGACGAGAGCGGCUUCACGUUCUACACGAACUAUGCCGGCCGCAAGGCCCGCGAGCUGGCGGCGACGCCGAAGGCCGCCAUGAACGUCCUCUGGCUGCCGCUGGAGCGCCAGGUGAGAAUAGAGGGCACAAUCGCCAAGGUCGGCGCGGCGGAGACGGAGGCCUACUUCCGCUCGCGGCCGCGCGCGAGCCAGAUCGGCGCCUGGGCGUCGCGCCAGAGCGCCGUCGUCGGCUCGGCCGCCGAGCUCUCGGACCGCGAGGCGGAGCUCGAGCGGCGCUUCGAGGGGCGCGACGUGCCCCUGCCGGAUUUUUGGGGCGGCUACCGGCUCCGGCCGACGAUGAUCGAGUUCUGGCAGGGCAAGCAGAGCCGCCUCCACGACCGCAUCGCCUUCCGCGCCGCGGACGCGGGCGCCUGGACGCGCGAGCGCCUCGCGCCCUGA